AUGACCCUCAUGAACCUAUGGGAAGAAAGUAACGAAACUAACUACUCUAAACAUACCGACUUAAAACUAAAAAGUAAAUUCACCACAUAUUUGGGAAACUAUCGUAAUAUUGAUCUCUUUCUAGAAACAAUGAAAAACGAAAUUGAUAAAUUAGACACUAGAUCACUUGAUUUUCAUUCCAAUAUGAACCUGUCAAGUAGGGAACAAAUGGCGCUCAAGUCCCUGAGAAAGAAUACAGAGAUCAUCAUAAAACCCGUGGAUAAAGGUGGGAACAUAGUGAUGAUGGAUGUUUCUGACUAUGUCUCAAUGGUUCUCAAAGUGCUGGAAGAUGAGAAUACAUAUAGAAUUUUAAAAUCUGACCCCACGAAUGACUUCCUUAAAAAAUACAGGGAGAUUCUGGAUGGGGGCCGCAGUAGAGGGCUGCUAUCAGGGGAUGAAUACGCAUUCAUCCUCAAUUGCCAUCCGAGGAUAGCGACCUUCUACUGUUUGCCCAAAGUACACAAAAGUAUGACUUUACCCCCUGGCCGCCCCAUUGUCUCGGGAAUAGAAAAUCUGACACAGAAUGGCAGCAUAUAUAUCGAUAAAAUCUUACGACCAUUCGUUGAAAAACUCCCUACCUUUCUUCAGGAUACGAAACAGACCCUGGCCCUUCUAGCAAAUCUGGAGGUACCCCCCUCGGCUAAACUAUGCAGCUUAGAUAUCGAAGCCCUAUAUUCAUCCAUCCCUCACUCUAAUGGCAUUCGCCAUACACGUCAUUUCUUGGAACAACGAG
Messenger RNA from Pelobates cultripes (western spadefoot toad), 772 nucleotides. The record is from the annotation of a GenBank genome assembly. NCBI's taxonomy places the organism in Eukaryota, Metazoa, Chordata, Amphibia, Anura, Pelobatidae.